This is a messenger RNA of Fragaria vesca subsp. vesca, 1403 nucleotides long. RefSeq lists its product as uncharacterized. The transcript is spliced from 3 exons. The record is from RefSeq and is a predicted model, not a curated record. Bases 9 to 1094 code for a protein of 361 amino acids. Lineage: Eukaryota; Viridiplantae; Streptophyta; Magnoliopsida; Rosales; Rosaceae.
GUGAUGAUAUGGGGAACAUGACUUCAUUGACAACUCUUCUUGUAAGUCGCACGGCCAUAAGUAAAGUACCACAUUCUGUGGUUAAUCUGGAGUUGGAUUCUUCAUCUUUACAGGACCUGAUUCGUGUGAAACACCGUAACCCAGACGUGCUUAGAUACCAUCUUCCUGCUCUAACACAAGGCUUUACCUCUUUAGAUAUGGGAAACAGUAGUGUUCAUAGCCCUCCGGAAGGUCAAAGUUUGAAUAAUUGCAUUCUGGAAAGUGGAGAUUUACCAACUAGAUCGAAGGACUUGGAAUCAGAUCACUGUGUUGCACUUGCAAUAAUUCCAAGUUCUCCUAAAGCGUCCAGGAAGAGGAUCCUACAGGGAUCGACUGCAAAUGGAGAGGGUGGCGUUUUUCCCAAUUAUUACAUUAGCCCCAGUGACCACUCCAAUCUGAAACGUAGGUGUUUCAAUUAUUGCGCAAGCCUUCCUCAUAACGGAGAUUUAGAAACUAGUUUGAAGGAGUUGGAAUCAGAUCACUACACUAAAGCACUUGAAGUUGUUCGGAACUUUUCAGAAACUUCGAGGCAGAGCAUUCUGCAGGGAGGAUUGACUGCAUUGGAAGAUGGAGGCAUUUGUUUGUCUGGAAAUGAUUUUCCAAAGCGGUUCAUAAAUGUCAGAAAAAGUGAUCAAGUCUUUUUCCAAGUGCCUCAAAUUAUUGGUUGCAAUUUGAAAGCUUUGACUGUGCGCGUCGUCUGUUCCCUCUAUUUCAGCGGCGACGACAUGUCUCCAAAGCGUAGAUCCAUUUUUGUUACAAAUCACACCAAGCUCGUUUGUGUUGUUGUCCGGCCAGCAUAUCCCACUGAAAUAACUUCACUACAUGAAGUUAUUUGGCAGGGACAUUUAUCAAACAAUCAGCUCAGGUUAGAAGGCCACGACUUUGUUGAGGUUGAAGUUGUAGCUGGAGCUGGUUUGAGAGUGAAGGAAACAGGGGUCAGUCUAGCAUGGGAUCCCAAUCUUAUCAUUGAAAAUAUGAUUGAGUGUGAGCCUAUCCCAUAUGAAAAUUUCAGGAGUGAUGCUGAUAAUCAGGCUGGACCAAGUAAUGACUCAUGACUCAUCUGAUGAUCAAGACCGACCUUCGAAAAGUUUAAAGUUACCGAGUGAUGCUGAUAACCAGGCAGGACCAAGCCAUGGCUCAUCCAAUGGGAUUAGGAUCCUCUCCUUGGCUAGCUAUUGGCCUUGUUUAUCCUUAACAUUGAAUCCAAGCCGUUCACUUGAAAUCCUAAGGCUAAGAAUAUGACAAGUCAACAACUCCCACUAAAACUCAAUAAAUGUAGCAUUUAAAUGUAAACGCCGUUUGCUAUGAGGAUAAAAACGUUAAAAUGCAUGAGUUCUCUUCUUCCUCAGUUCUCUCCUCUCACA